GUCCUCGCGCCGCCUCGUCUCGUGCCGUGUUGUCCCGUCCUGUCCAGCUUUGUCCCGUCGUGUCCCUGCGCUCCGGACAUCGUGUCCCCUCCGCGUGCGUGCAGCAUGCAGGUGUCCCCGGCCGUCCUCGUGUCCCGCCGCGCGCUGCCGCUGCUGCUGCUGCUGCUGCUGCUGCAGUUCUGCUGCGCCGCCGCCAGGGGGCGGAGCGGGGUCCGGAACGGCGCCACGGAGGUCCUGCCGGAGGACCGGGACGACCCGCGGAGCGGAACCGGCAACCUCAGCGCCGCCAACGGCAGCGACUCUCUGAGCAACCGGGCGACGCAGGGCGCGAGGAGCGGGACGGAACCGGGUGCCGGGGAGCUGGGCUGCCGGGAGCAGCGCUCCGCCCGCUCCGUCAGCGACGGCUGGUGCCGCAGCGCCGAGCCGGUCCGGGAGCUGCGCUGCUCCGGUCAGUGUCUUCCGUCCCGCCUGCUGCCCAACGCCAUCGGCCGCGGCCGCUGGUGGAGGGGCGGAGCCUCCGACUACCGCUGCGUGCCGGCCCACUUCCGCACCCGCCGCGUCCGGCUGCGCUGCCCCGACGGCGCCGCCCGCAGCCUGAAGCUCCGCCUCCCCACGUCCUGCCAGUGCAAACGCUCCCGGCCCGCCCACAACCGCUCCGACGCCGUGGAGCCGCCGGCGCCGCCGCGCCGCAGGAAGCAGCACCGGAGCCACGCCGCGCCGCCGACGGGGAACUCCUUCUGACGGGGAACUCCUCCGUCAGACUCACACAGCAUCCGGGACCAGCAGCCCUCCUGGAGUCUGGAGGAGGGCCGGCCGGGUCCACAGCCUCUGAACUGGACCGGGUCCACAGCCUCUGAACCGGACCGGGUCCUCCGGAUCUGAACCGGACCGGGUCCACAGCCUCUGAACCGGACCGGGUCCACAGCCUCUGAACUGGACCGGGUCCACAGCCUCUGAACUGGACCGGGUCCACCAGAUCUGAACCGGACCGGGUCCACAGCCUCUGAACUGGACCGGGUCCACCAGAUCUGAACCGGACCGGGUCCACAGCCUCUGAACUGGACCGGGUCCACCAGAUCUGAACCGGACCGGGUCCACAGCCUCUGAUCCGGUCCGGUCCGCACUCGGGCCUCCUCCACACUGCGACUCCUCUGCAGGACCUGAACGAGGCGGUUCCUGUGAGGACCGAGUCACGAGUAGCCAUUUCCUGGACGGGCGGCCACUUCCUGUUUACUGGACCCACAGCGUGCACGUGCAGGAGGCACGGUGCUUUCCAACACACACACACUGGAAUUACAUUGUAGCUGUGGCGUCCAGGAACCUGCCGCUCCGGACCCGGCUCUGCAGGGACCGGACUGCCGGCGUGAACAGGAAGUGACGCCUGGCCGUCCUUCCUGACAGACGCCGGCCCCGCGGAGCUGCUGCGGCUGCCGGUUCGACUCCGCAGCCCCGCGGAGCUGCUGCGGCUGCCGGUUCGACUCCGCGGCCCCGCGGAGCUGCUGCGGCUGCCGGUUCGACUCCGCGGCCCCGCGGAGCUGCUGCGGCUGCCGGUUCGACUCCGCGGCCGGGCGCCACACAGCGCACCAACACUAAGAACAGACUGCAUAUUUAUUUUUGAUUUUACACUUUGAAAUUAUUUAUUCCACCGUUUUGUAGUGAAUCCUGGCCGUGGCCGUGUAAAGUGAUGAAAGCUGAACGGACUGAAUAAAGUGGAGCUGAUAACCUGGA
Messenger RNA from Salarias fasciatus (jewelled blenny), 1728 nucleotides. It is a transcript of the gene sost, whose product is annotated as sclerostin. The transcript is spliced from 2 exons. The coding region runs from base 106 to 741 and encodes 211 amino acids. NCBI's taxonomy places the organism in Eukaryota, Metazoa, Chordata, Actinopteri, Blenniiformes, Blenniidae. Gene Ontology annotation, biological process: ossification; negative regulation of BMP signaling pathway; negative regulation of Wnt signaling pathway. The record is from RefSeq and is a predicted model, not a curated record. Gene Ontology annotation, molecular function: BMP binding.